CAAAGCUCUUGGUUUCGUGAAAAGACGCCUGUGCUUCGCCCCGAUUAUCCAACAUCCUCCUAUAAUUAUUACAAGGCUAUUCUCGGACUUUAAGUCUCGAAAGGAAGGCGAAAAUGAAGCUCCUCACCACAGCCGUAACCCUCCUCAUGGCCUCCAUGGCCAACGCCGAGGUCUUCUACUGGUGCACUGGCAACGGCAAGUGCGACAAUGCGCCUGGCGUGGGCCCAACCUACGAUUGCGGCAAAAAACUCGGCUACGACUACUACGACUCCAACCGCAAGCGCUGGCGGACGAGUGGCGACACGGUUAAAAAGUUUUGGGAAACCGGCGGCUUCUACGACUGCUGCCACGCUAAGAACAAGGGCGCUUGCUACGAUAUUCAAAACCAGUGAGCGUAGCCGUCUAGCUGAUAGAAGCGUCUGAAGAGCUUGAGUGUUCGGCUAGUCCACUGGUUGGCGAGAGGUGGAGUCCUCUGGAACGGGUUUGGCUGGAGAAAUUGGGCCACAUACUGGCGCUACCCUUGCUCGCUCGGUAACGAUCUUCUGUAUGUCGCUGGCUAAUGAGUUAUUCACUCAUCUCCAUCUCG
Molecule: messenger RNA, 586 nt
Organism: Thermothelomyces thermophilus ATCC 42464
Lineage: Eukaryota; Fungi; Ascomycota; Sordariomycetes; Sordariales; Chaetomiaceae
Exons: 3
Coding region: 114-392 (92 amino acids)
Source: RefSeq, a predicted model, not a curated record